Penicillium atrosanguineum is the source of this 1662-nucleotide messenger RNA. RefSeq lists its product as uncharacterized. Gene Ontology annotation, biological process: amino acid transmembrane transport. Lineage: Eukaryota; Fungi; Ascomycota; Eurotiomycetes; Eurotiales; Aspergillaceae. The transcript is spliced from 4 exons. The coding region runs from base 1 to 1662 and encodes 553 amino acids. Gene Ontology annotation, molecular function: amino acid transmembrane transporter activity. Gene Ontology annotation, cellular component: membrane. The record is from RefSeq and is a predicted model, not a curated record.
AUGGAGGACACCAACAUGACCAAGGCGGGGAGUCAGUACAUCGUCCACGAUGUUGAAGAUCCACUGUCCCCGCAGUCGCCGCCAACGUUCAGACCGGCUUCCGAUGAUGGGCAGAUCGUUUCCGAGCAUGAACGGUUAGGGCUAGUUCGUGGCUUGUCGCAGCGACAUGUUCAAAUGAUUGCUAUUGCGGGUGCAAUUGGCACGGGUCUUUUCUUGGGACUGGGUGGUUCCAUUGCUACUGGUGGUCCGCUGGGUGCUCUGUUGGGUUAUGCGUUUGUGGGUGCUGUGGUCUGCGCAAUUCAGUUUGCGCUAGGUGAAGUCGCCGCCUUAAUGCCAGUGACGGGUUCUUUUGUGCGCCAUGCAGAGCUUCUCGUCGACCCUGCGCUGUCAUUUGCAAUCGGCUGGAAUGUCGUGUAUGGAUGCUUCCUCAGUGUGCCGAGUGAGAUUUCCGCCAGUGUGGUUUUGAUUCAGUAUUGGACCGAUAUCAGCGCCGCCGUGUGGGUGACCAUCCUGAUCGUCGUCUCUGUGGCGGUGGCCAUCUCGUUCGUCCGAGUCUAUGGGGAGGUGGAAUUCAUUUUUGCCAUCUUGAAGAUCCUCCUGGUUAUCUUUGUUGUCAUUCUGGGCCUGGUCAUCGACCUUGGGGGAGUGCCCGGCGUACCACGACGAGGAUUUCACUUCUGGAAAGAUCCCGGUCCGUUUGUCGAAUACAUCUCCACGGGCUCUUGGGGCCGUUUCUUGGGUUUCUGGGCUGUCAUGACCAAUGCAGUCUACUCGUUCGCCGGCGUGGAAUCUUUGGCCAUGGCCGCUGCUGAAACCAAGAACCCCCGUCAAAACAUCCCCAAGGCUUGCAAGCGGGUAUUUGCCCGAGUGUCCAUUUUCUAUCUUGCAGCCGUUCUGAUCGUCGGCAUGUUGGUGUCAAGCGCUGACCCCCGUCUCGGAGACGACUCCGGUACUGCAUCGACGAGCCCUUUCGUUCUCGCCGCCAGCGAUGCCGGUAUCAAGGCCAUUCCGUCAGUCGUGAAUGCUGUUUGCUUGACAUCUGCUUGGUCUGCUUCCAAUCAGAGUAUUCUGGCAGGAACAAGAACGCUGUAUGGUCUGGCCGUCAAAGGCCAUGCUCCGAAGAUCUUCCUUCGAACUACUAAGUGGGGUAUCCCAUACAUGUGUGUUUUACUGCAGAUCCUUUUUUCUCUUUUGUCCUACAUGUGCGUUUCGAAUAGCGCCAUGAACGUCUUCUGGUGGUUUGUGGACUUGACAGCAGCUGGUACUUUGGUCUCCUGGAUCGCCAUUGCGCUGAACCAUAUUCGCCUAUUGCAAGCCCUGAAGAAGCAAGGCAUUUCACCUCACCAAUUGCCGUGGCAUAAUCCCAUAACCAAAUACACUAGCUGGUUCGCCUUGAUCUCUUGCGUCGUCAUCCUAUUCACCGGAGGAUUUGCGGUUUUCACAGACGGCAACUGGGAUGUUGCCACAUUCGUUUCGUCCUAUUUGGAUAUUCCUCUCGUGCUUUUAGCAUACGGAGGCUAUAAACUAAUCCGUCGGACCAAAAUCAUCCCUCUUGAUGAGGUCCCUGUUCAGCGUGCCAUCGACGAAGCCAACAACGACCCUGAGAAUGUUCCAAUUAAGAAGGACAACCUGUUAGCAAAGAUCAACAUUUUCUGGGGGUGA